CAGGUUUCAGAAGGAGACUGCCAAGAGGGCGUGGCGUGGCUCUCGGCCAAUUGACUGCUGCAGGCCCCUGACCACUGCUUUUCCAAGUCCCCAAUCCACUGCCCUAACUUGAACCUGGAAAGCCCCAACACAGCGGCGCAUGGCAACCUUAACCUGCGAUGGCAGAUCUGGAGCUGCUGGCGCGCGUUCCCCGGUUCCUGCAUUGGUAGGUUAUGCGCUGCCCGCACUUGUCUGAGAGUGAACCCCUCCCCGAUCGGCGCAGCCUGGAACUUCCAGCAUUCGGCGGCCUUUUUCCCUCGGCAGACGCUCAAAGUUCCAAUUGCAACCCUCCGUUCUUCCAAAAGGCGGGGGCAUUCCAGGUUGCAGCGCCGACCUGGAAGGAAACGAAACAACGAGCAAGGGCUAAGAAAAUCCAGGCGCAGCUAGGGGGUACGAGCUUACCCGCAAAGGAUGGCAUCCCCAUGAAGCAGGAAAUCGCCCAUUGGCCGCCCCUUGUCUCCCGGGAAUGGUGGAACUGCUGGGCCACUCCCUCUUGCUUCUUCUGGACUUUGUGGACCGAGAUGUGCAUGGGAGGCGUUGGGUCGAUGUGCUUGACAGCUGAUCAAAGCAUCCGCCUCUCGGUUCCUUUUAAAGAGGCAUGGAAGCCCACCCUCCAGGCCAACACAGGGCUGACCCCCAUCAGCCGGCCUUUGCUCUUCCUAUUGUCCUCCUUGUCCCGUUAUUGUCCCCUCGUUCGCCGUGUUGACCACCAACGAUCGUUUCCCUUCUAUUGUGCUCUUCUGUUUCUUUGCUGCUCAUUGCGGCGUGCUUGGCUUUGUUUUUGAAAAGCAAACAUUUCUGUUUGCUUGCUUGGAUUCGAACCUCUUGGAGUCCUGAGUGUUCUUACAACAACUACAACAACAACACCAACCAUCCCUGAAGACACUACAACCACAUCUACCUUCGUUUUGUUUUGCUCGCUGGCGGCAACUGGA
Chaetomium fimeti is the source of this 974-nucleotide messenger RNA. RefSeq lists its product as uncharacterized. The transcript has a single exon. The record is from RefSeq and is a predicted model, not a curated record. Bases 213 to 824 code for a protein of 203 amino acids. NCBI's taxonomy places the organism in Eukaryota, Fungi, Ascomycota, Sordariomycetes, Sordariales, Chaetomiaceae.